Sinocyclocheilus grahami is the source of this 417-nucleotide messenger RNA. Its product is annotated as inner centromere protein-like. Lineage: Eukaryota; Metazoa; Chordata; Actinopteri; Cypriniformes; Cyprinidae. Bases 1 to 417 code for a protein of 138 amino acids. The record is from RefSeq and is a predicted model, not a curated record. The transcript has 5 exons.
AUGGCUCAUGCAAAGAGGUUUUCUCAAAUUCCCAUGUCUAAGUGCAUGCGAGAACUCUGCAAAGAAGAAGAUUACACUUUCUUAAACAGUCUUGAGAAGCAGGAUGAGAGUCUGGAGGAGAGCACAUGUGUGGAGAGUGAAUGUCAGGAGAAGCAAGAAGAAAGGAUCCGCCGUCGACAGGAGCGUGAGAAGCUGGAACGAGAAAAGCAACGUGAGAUAGAGGAGCAGCAGAAGGAGAAAGAUGAACAGUGGAAAAGCCAUGUGGCCGAGCUGGCGGUCCAACGCAAGGCCAUCCGUGCAAAACUAGACAGACUACAAGAAUUUAGGGAUUUUCAGAAAAAAGUUGUGCUUCAGGAUUUGGGUCUGGAUCCAGGUUCUGACAAUGAAUCCGUCAAGCACUUUCUGAUGAGGCUGUAA